Linum tenue is the source of this 1215-nucleotide messenger RNA. The record is from the annotation of a GenBank genome assembly. Lineage: Eukaryota; Viridiplantae; Streptophyta; Magnoliopsida; Malpighiales; Linaceae.
AUGGUAGGCGACAUUAGGAUCGACCCUGAUGCAACAACUGUUUACUACGUUAUCCCACCAAAGACAGACGCAAUCCUCAUUGCCGGCGACGACACCGAUAACACUACUACUACAACAUCGUCGUCAUGGACCAUAAAGCCUUACGCAAGAACUGACGAUGCGUCGGCCAUGGCGCUAGUAUCAGAAUGGUCAGUGAAAAUGGUGUCGCCAGCUGGAAAUGAUCACCAACAUUUGCCAAACUGUACUCAGGUUCAUGAUCCCCCGGGAGUCUUCUUUUCUCUCGGAGGAUAUUCUGGGAACCACUAUCAUGGCUUCGCCGAUGUUCUCAUCCCACUCUUCGUCACAUCUCGCCCUUUCGACCGCCAAGUCGAGCUCUUGGUAAUCGACACCCAGCCAUGGAUGGUGAACAAGGUCAAAACGAUCAUGCAAGCCCUAUCGAGGUUCGUCGCUUUUUCUUUUUGUCACUUCAGGUACGACGAGGUAGAUAUCGACAGGUCAAAACAAGAUGGCAAAAUCCACUGCUUCUCGAGGCUAGUAAUCGGUCUAAAAGGGCGGGGCAGAAAAGAAUUAGGUAUCAGCCCGUUAGAGACCGAUUACACGAUGAAAGACUUCAGACAGUUCCUAAGAAGUUCCUACUCAUUGAGAAAGACAAGAGCAAUCAAGUUGCGAAUCGACAAUGACGAUGAUGGGGACAAGAAGAAUCCGAUGAUGAACAAUCCUCAACUCAUCAUCAUUUCCCGGAAGGGUUCUCGAGCUUUCACCAACGUGAAUGAGAUAGCGGGAAUGGCGACCAAGCUAGGAUACUACGUAAAAGUGGUGGAACCUGACGACAAGACCAUGUCGGAGUCGGCGGAGAUGAUGAAUUCUUGUGACGUGGUGGUGGGAGUUCACGGCGCCGGGCUGACCAACAUGGUGUUCCUCCCGGACAAUGCGGUCGUGGUCCAGGUGAUUCCGCUGGCUUUAGAUUGGUCGGCAAAGAUAUACUACGAGGAGCCGACCAAGGAGAUGAAUUUGAGGUAUCUGCAGUACAAGAUCAAGAAAGAAGAGAGCAGUUUGAUAGGGCGAUACUCGCCUGAUCAUGUGGUGUUUACUACUCCUUGGUCGUUCAAGUGGGAGGAAUUCAGGUCCAUUUACAUGCAGAACCAAAAUGUGACAGUGGACCUUAGAAGGUUUAGACCAACGUUAGUGAAAGCUCUAGAACUUUUGCAUGAUUGA